AUGGUCAACUGGAAAACAUUGGGAGGUUCUGUCGUCGUCUUGUCGGUGGCUGCCGAUUACAUUCUCACAAAACAUAUUUACAAAAUUGAUAAAUUAUAUGAAGAAUAUGAACACAGGGAUGGAGACAGUAAAACCAUCUUCAUGAAAGGAAACAAUGAACGAAUUCAUGGAUUACUGCAAUCCUUUGAAUCCAAGUUCGGAGAGAAAUUGGUUUUUCAAGAUCACUAUUCAACAAUCAUUGAAUUACCUCCCAAAGUCAAAGCCAACACUGACUCUCCAAAGUUAACAGCUCAACCGAAUGAAAUAUUGUUGACAGAUUCAAAUCAUUCCGAAAUGUCGUCAUCAUCACUACAAAUCAAAAACUAUGGCAACAACAACAUUGUGGACGUUUCUCAUUUAGCUCUAUCCUUCUUUACAUCUUAUUUAUUUUAUUUGGAGAGUCGAAUGCUGAAAAUUGGAGAACCUUCAUAUGGAAAUACGGAACCAGAUGAAAUCAACAAGGUGAAAUUUCAAGUAGGUGAUCAUGUCUCCAUUUUCAAAGUCAUUGAACGAACCGAUAGUGAAAUAUUGAUGAGAACACCACUUGGAACUCUGGAAUGGUUUAAAAUUUCAAAACCUCAACAAGAUGACAACAAAAUUCAAAUCAACUUUGGAAGUGGUGUGUUGAAGAAUGAGCGCUUAGCGAAGAAUCCUCUAUUUCGAGUGUCCAUGCCGUUGCAUAACUUGUUUUCGAAAUACUUGGUCAUGCAAACAAAGACGAAUUUGGAGAGGAUUAUUAAACAAAUGAAUCACAACAACAUUGGCGAUGAUUGA
This is a messenger RNA of Naegleria lovaniensis, 813 nucleotides long. RefSeq lists its product as uncharacterized. The transcript has a single exon. The record is from RefSeq and is a predicted model, not a curated record. The coding region runs from base 1 to 813 and encodes 270 amino acids. Lineage: Eukaryota; Heterolobosea; Eutetramitea; Acrasida; Naegleriidae.